Molecule: messenger RNA, 4322 nt
Organism: Acanthoscelides obtectus
Lineage: Eukaryota; Metazoa; Arthropoda; Insecta; Coleoptera; Chrysomelidae
Source: the annotation of a GenBank genome assembly
GCUAUUUGUCAACCAAAAUUGAACGCCACCAUAACGUCACUCUCUCGAAGUCUUGUUAUAAUUCGGAGAUUUAGAGGUUUUUGAUCGCUUGUCAAACAAUGGGAGCAGCUAAAGCCGCUCAACCAAAGAAAGGCCUGAAAGAAGAAGAGUCCGAUGAGGAUAAGGAGUUACAGUGCGAAUUGAAAUUGCUGGUGGACAAAAUAACGGGCACUGAUUCAAAACUCGUACCACCAGCCAUAGAAAUGUUGAAGUACCUUAUUCGUACUUCUACAACCUCCAUGACCUCAGUUCCAAAGCCUCUGAAAUACCUGACGCCUUAUUAUGACCUUCUGAAGGCUAGCCACAUGAAAAGUACGAAUCUCGACAUUAAAAAAAGCCUAGCCGACGUUAUUUCCAUACUUGCUAUGGGCACUGCAGGAGGUGAAGAAGCUAAAGCGAAUAGAGAAUGUCUUAAGUACUGUUUGUUAGGAACUAUGAAGAAUAUCGGUGACUGGGGUCACGAGUACAUUCGCCAGUUAGAAAAGGAAAUCGUCCAGCAAUGGCCACACAAUUGUGAGACAAGCACAACAAUGUUGAUGCCUCUUAUCAAUGAUAUUCUGAGCUUCAAUUGCACCCAUCAUGCUGAAAUACAAGCCUGUGAUUUGCUCAUGGAGAUCGACUUGCUUGCAAUGCUACCAGAGUACAUGUCUCGAGAUACAUAUGAAAGGAUGUGCAUGUAUUUGUCAUCAUGUUCAAAAUACGUGGAUGACGUAGAAAGAGGUAAAAUAAUAAGGCUUAUCUGUGAACAGUACUUACGUUUCAACGAAUAUACAAAAUGUUUAAUAACAGCACUGCAAAUGAAAGACGACGAAAUGGUUAAAAAGAUUUUUGAAAGCUGUAAAGAUAAGGAAACAUUGUAUCAGCUGGCGUUUAUAUGUUCAAGGCACGUAUACCCAGUAGAAUUAGAUCCAGAAAUGGAAAGCUAUGAUGAACUUUCCAAUAUUCUAAGCAAUAUUCAUUUAAACUCCUAUUUUUUAACGUUAGGGAGAGAGCUUGAUAUAAUGGAACCUAAAGCUCCUGAAGAUAUUUACAAAACCUGGUUGGAGCCAGUUCCUCCAAGAAUAACAGUUCUUGGUGAACAUCUGGAUAGCGCUAGACAGAAUUUAGCCUCUUCAUUGGUCAAUGGUUUUGCAAAUGCUGGAUUUGGUAGCGAUAAAUUACUUACAGUUGAUGGUGGCAAUAAGUGGAUCUAUAGAAAUAAGGAACAUGGUAUGCUGAGCGCAACAGCCUCCUUGGGGCUUUUGCACCUUUGGGAUGUGGAUGGCGGUUUGACACCUAUAGAUAAAUAUUUAUAUUCUACCGAAGAUUACAUCAAAUCAGGCGCAUUAUUAGCACUGGGUAUAGUUAAUUGCAGAGUAAAAAAUGAAUGCGACCCAGCAUUGGCCCUUUUGGGUGACUACAUCGCUAUGGACAACCAGACACUACAAGUGGGUGCUAUAUUAGGCAUAGCUUUAGCAUACGCAGGUUCUCACAGGGAUGACGUCAUAGAACUACUGCUGCCAUUAAUAUCAUCUUCAUCCAUGGAAAUCAGUGCGCUCAGUAGCUUGGCUUGUGGAUUAAUAUCUGUUGGGAAAUAUGACAACGAUGUUUCCGUUACUAUACUGAAUAAAAUUAUAGACAUGAAUGGUACUGACAGGUUGAAAUCUGCUUACGCUAGGCUAUCAGGUCUAGGCUUGGCUUUAUGUUACAUGGGUUCAAGAGAUGCGAUACAUGUUCCAAAUGAAGCAGUUAGCAUCUUAGAGGAACCUUUCAAGAGUAUCAUGGAAACUAUUUUGUUAAUGUGCGGAUAUGCAGGAACUGGUGAUGUGUUGAUCAUCCAGAAAUUACUCCACAUAGUUGGUGACAAGGUUGAUAUACCGAAAGAAGAUAAGAAUAAGUCGGAAAAGAAGGGCAUUAAGAACAAGAUGGAUAGCUUUACGAAAAUUAAAGUACCAAAGAAACCUGAAUGGGAUUAUUCUAUAGGCCAAGCUAUGGCAACGUUGGCUGUAGCAGCUGUAUCAAUGGGAGAGGAGAUUGGAGCAGAAAUGACACAAAGGAUCUUUGGUCAUGUAGGACGCUAUGGCGAUCCAUGCGUGCGGAAAGUAGCUCCCUUAGCAAUUGCACUGUCUUCCGUUUCGCAUCCUCAACUAAAUGUUAUCGACGUUUUAACAAAAUAUUCUCAUGACGCUGAUGAUGAAGUGGCGUGCAACGCCAUAUUUGGACUUGGAUUAAUAGGAGCAGGCACUAAUAAUGCAAGAUUAGCCGCAGGGCUUCGACAGUUGGCAGUCUUCCACACCAGAAAUCCAUCUCAAUUGUUUAUGGUGCGUUUUGCUCAGGGCUUGGUCCAUAUGGGGAAAGGAACACUAUCACUUAAUCCUUUACACACAGAUAGAAUGUUAGUUGAUCCUGUUGGAUUAGCUUGUAUGAGCUACUUUUAAUGAGUAUAGAUUGAAACCAUUCUCAUUGUAAAGUAAGGUUUAAUUGGGUGUCAUCUCCUGAAUUUGAGGUUAAGAAAAACAUGAAGUUGAAACGUGGGUAGCAUUUUCUGAGACUAAAUCGAACAGUCUCUUGAAAUUGAACCAAAUUAAUCAAGUACUUGAUUCUGAAAUACUCCAUUGCAGACAAGAAGCAUAUAGCAUGCCAUCAUUCCAUUUUCAUUUUUUAUUCAAGGUUUACUAGCACCUCUACUGGCUCUAGUAGAGCCACAUGCUCUCGUGCUAGGGGAUUCCCGCUAUUUACUAUAUUUUUUGGUGAUGGCGAUACAACCAAGAUGGCUGUAACUCUCGACGAAAAUCUGCAUACUCUUCCUGUCACUGUCAGAGUUGGACAAGCAGUUGAGUUGUGAGUAACAAUUUUCCCACACUUCGAAAAUCUUUCGGUAUACAGAUAUAUUCAGAUUACGAUGGAGCCUAUAUACCGGGAGAACCUGGUCGUUUUUACAGCACGAAUCAACCAAAGUGCUAACCGUGUCAGUUGCCGAAUCGAUUUGACGGAUGACGUCAUAUUAGGGUAAAACAUGGAAUAUCUAUUUGAGAACGAAAUGGUUAGCACCGCUGUCUAUUUUAGGCUAUUGAGGUUUCAUCUAUAUGUGCGAUUCAUGUCGCGCGACAGUGUCAUUUGGCAAUGUUCGUUAUCGGGUGUUUAUCUAGACGGCGUCGUCAAACAGGAUUAAAAAGAAACACCUGUAUGUUCAACAAGGUUGAGUGACACUGUAAGGCCAAACAAGUCCCGUGAAUAAAUGGCCUCUUAGGUAAAUUGGGAGAGAUGAUCCCUAUGUUCCGCCCUUACGCUCCUAAUCACCUUGCAAUAAAACUACAUUCAAUUUAUAUUUUUCAUUUUUAUAUAAUCCCUAUCUUAACAUCAACACCCUAACUUAAUCAAUCGGUAUUCCAGCAUUUGAACAGCAGCAUGGUACAAAAUUCGUCCGGAUACGUCAGAUAUGAACUGUUUGUCACAUGAUUUUUUUCUCGUAAAUCUUCCUUUAAUUUUGGAAACAGUUUGAAAUUAAUAGAUACCAUAUAUAGCGGGUAAUCUAUCAAUGCAAAGCCUGUAGGAUAUAGAACAGCCAUAGCAAUAUAGGAGGUAUGGCUAGGAGCACUAUCACGAUGAAACAAUACGCGACUUGUUAACUUACCCUAUCGCUGUUCUUAAAAAGCAUCUUGUAAUUUUGAGAUUAAGUUUGCAUAAUAGAACACUAUAUUAUACUACACGACUCUCCUGUGAUAACCAUUAGGUCAAACGAUCCCGUUUUAGGUCACCCACUGGCAGGCGAGUUUUUACAAGAUGUCCUUCUACACUCAAUAUCUCUCCAGUAAGCAAAUGAAUGGUUUCAAAUGCAUACUUAAUAAUUCGCUCAGCCAUUAGUUCUUUGACACUGUUACAAUUGUGCCUACAAUAAGAAGUUACACAAUCUUCAACAGUCACCACGAUAUUUUGAUGAGUUUCAGAACUCAAAAGUUCCUAAAAGGCAGCUGACAAAAACUUAAGGCAUAGGGACCAACCCUCGUAUGUCAUAUAAACUAGGGAACCGAAGCAUAAAGCGUUUUGGUCACAUGAGGCGUCUUUAGUCUAAGGAUGUACAUUAUUUCAUCAUAGAAUACGGACAUACAACUCCAGUUUUACUGACUAGUUUAGAAAGAGCAGAAUUAGCUACUGAUCAGUAUGAAGUUAUUGGACCUACAUUAGAUGGCAUUUGUGUCUUGAAAAAGCAUAAAGGCGUUAAAGCCUGAUACUGUAUCCAUUGAUUUUUUCACUUCAAUGGCAUGCUUAUGAAAAUACCUUUUAACUUGUUCUAUUAAACUCAC